Rotaria sp. Silwood2 is the source of this 1572-nucleotide messenger RNA. The record is from the annotation of a GenBank genome assembly. NCBI's taxonomy places the organism in Eukaryota, Metazoa, Rotifera, Eurotatoria, Philodinida, Philodinidae.
AUGGAAGAUGUUCUUCUUUGUAGAAGUUAUCCGAAUUUAUGUGGACUUGGUUUACAUAAUAUUGAGAAGGACACGGCUUUACGUAUCUUUACUGAAUUGCAUGUCAAAUUGGAGAAUUUUACUGAUUGUCUUUAUUUACUUGAUGGUCGUUUCGAUUCACUUCAAAAACUUUCUCUUAAUAUUUAUCAAAUAUUAUCUCCACAGAUAAUUAUUGAUAACAAAAAACAAUUACCCAACCUAAAACUUUUUUCACUCUAUUCUGAACAGGAUACAGAUAAGUAUAAUGAAUUGAUUGUGCCACUUUUACAUCGAAUGAUCAAUCUAGAAGAACUCGAUUUACAUCUUGUUGUGUAUUGUGAGAAAAGAUUUAUUGAUGGUUAUUAUUUGAAAUACAAUAUUAUUAAUAAUUUAUUACGAUUAAAUAAAUUUGUAUUUAACAUACGAUCAUGUCUACCUCUAAACGAUCAAGUUUAUUUAUCAUCAAAUGAAGAUUGUCAACUUUCAUUGAAUAGUUUUAAAAAUAAUAAAAUUAUUUCAUGUGUUGAUUAUUUCCAAGAUCACAAAGAAGGUCAAUGUCAUAUUUAUUCAUAUCCAUAUCAAGCAAAAUAUUAUGAAUAUAUUACAAACAAUUUCCCAGAUGGAUUAUUUAAAUAUAUUCGUGAAGUCUCAUUAUAUGACCAACGUCCUUUUGAACAUGAAUUCUUUAAGCUGAAGUCAUGUUCUGUCACAAAUGCUGGACCAUUAGCUCGUUUUCCAAUAGCAAUUAUAAAACCAAUUAAUGUAAAUGCUCAAACUCCUUCUCUCAAAUUUAAUUCUCUAACAUUUAAAGCUGCUCAAAUUCGUCGUCAUUUUCUUCAAGUUCCAACUGGUUCAAAUAUUGUUGUUUUGAAAAUGACAAAUGAUUCUAGUGAUAUAUCUGCUCAAAGAAAUUUACAUUUUGUUCAACUUGAACCAGGUCGUUCAUUUCGUUUAACAGGAUUUGAAAAAAUAAUUCGUUUAUCAUCUCAUUCAACAUUUCAAUGUUAUUUUAAUUUAAAAGCUUCAGAAAUUCAAGUAAAAUGUCCACAUUUACAUAAAUUACUCUAUGAUAAUGAAUAUGAAGCUGUAUUAUGGAUGUCCUUUGAUGCGAAUAAACAAUAUUUAGGUUCAGGAGAUGUUAUGAAAAAUUAUUCAUUAAAAUUAGAAAAAGAUGAUUUUGUCAUUCGAAUGAAUAUUCGAUAUGAUAAACAAGAUUUAUUAGAACGUUUAUUAAAGUAUAAUGGUGGAAUUGGUUUAGCUUUACAUAUGGAACAUAAAAAAUCUUCAUCAAACAGUGUUAAUAGUGGUAAUAAAAAACAAGUGACUCCACCGACAAUAACAACUGAAGAAGGAACACCAAAUAGUUCAUCAUCACAGAAAGAUCAACAAUAUCAAGAAGCAUUACGAGAUUUAAAAAUCUCUGGGAUUCAAAAAUUAAUUGACGAUCAAAGUAAAUUAUAUGAAGAAUUAAUCUCUAAACAACAAGAUUUAAAUAAUCAUAUUCCAUUACAUAUUGCUCGUCUUCAACAACUUGAAAAUCAAUUAAAACAAUAA